Syngnathus typhle (broad-nosed pipefish) is the source of this 1577-nucleotide messenger RNA. RefSeq names its product cholinephosphotransferase 1-like. Gene Ontology annotation, cellular component: endoplasmic reticulum membrane; Golgi apparatus. Gene Ontology annotation, biological process: phospholipid biosynthetic process. The coding region runs from base 298 to 1419 and encodes 373 amino acids. The transcript has 7 exons. Gene Ontology annotation, molecular function: diacylglycerol cholinephosphotransferase activity. Lineage: Eukaryota; Metazoa; Chordata; Actinopteri; Syngnathiformes; Syngnathidae. The record is from RefSeq and is a predicted model, not a curated record.
UGCGGCGCUAUGAUAAUGGCACUUGAAAAGCAUUCCUGUCGUCAAUGCUGCUUGCCGAGUCUCCCUGAUUAUAGGGGGGAUCAUCAUCUAUGAACUUACGCAAUGCGGCGCGCCCCUGCACCUGAUUGACAAGUAAACGAUGGACACGAAGGUUGUCAUAGAAGACAAGCAGAGACUUGUCAAGUUUUAGGUGCAACACUUCUUGACGCCUCUUCUCCCCCACUUACGGAAGGAAGGCCAGCAGCCAGUAGCUUUGAUUGUGUUGCUUCAAAGAUUUGUCAUUUUUAAGGAGAAACGAUGGCCUACUUUCUGUGUUCGGCGCCGCUGUCAAGCGCGCAGCUCAAGCAGCUGGAGGUGUACAGGUACAGUCCCUCGGGUCGCUCUUUGCUGGAGCCGCCGUGUCAGAUCUACUGGAACUGGCUGGUCCGGCAAAUCCCUAUGUGGGUGGCCCCCAACGCGCUCAGUAUGGCGGGCCUGUUGGUCAACAUCGCCUCCACGCUCCUGCUCGUCUUUUUUUGCCCCACGGCCACGGAGGAGGCUCCAGCAUGGGCUUUCGUCCUGAGUGCUCUGGGUCUCUUCGUGUACCAGUCUCUGGACGCCAUCGACGGCAAGCAGGCCCGCAGGACCAACGUGGAAUCGGCCCUGGACGAGCAUUUUGACCACGGCUGCGACGCCGUCUCCACAGUGUUUGUCGCCGUGGGCACGUGCAUCUCCUGCGGCAUCGGCCGAUACCCGCACUGGACAUUCUUCUGCGGCUUCAUCGGGAUGUUCAUGUUCUUCUGCGCCCACUGGCAGACCUACGUUUCAGGGACUGUUCGCUUUGGCCUGGUGGAUGUGACCGAGGUGCAGUUUGCCAUCAUUGUCAUGUACCUGAUGUCCGCCUUUGGUGGGGUGAGCCUUUGGCAAACCACGCUGCCCCUCAUUGGACUGCAACUCUACGUCUUCCCCGUCAUGGGCAUCAUCGGCGGGGGCCUCUACUCCUGCCACAACAACUUCCACGUCAUUCUCAACGGCGGUGCGGGUAAAGGUUUGACUCCCGGCUUGCACAUAGGCCUCAUCCUCACGCUGGCCUUCAUCAUCUUCAAGAAGUCGCCUAGUCAGCUGUUUGAGCACCACCCCUGCUUCUACUUGCUCGCCUUCGGCAUGGUCAUCGCCAAGCUCUCCAACAAGCUUGUGGUGGCGCACAUAACCAAGAGCGAACUUCACCUGCCGGACACGGCCUUCGUCGGCCCGGGCCUCCUCUUCCUCAACCAGCUCUUCGACAGCUUCGUCGACGAGUACGUGGUCCUCUGGAUCGCCACGGUGCUCUCCUUGGCGGACCUGACGCGCUACUUCACGGGGGUGUGCCGUCAGAUCGCCGGCCACUUGGGCAUGCGCGUCUUCAGCAUCACGCCGCCCGACUCCGCCCACCGCGACUGACGGCGAGGCGGACCCUUCCCCGCUCCUGAAAGCAGACGACGAACUUGCCCAAAGACAAAACAUCUGGAAAAAGUUCUUCUCAAACGACUUUUUAAACUGGUCAAUACAAUGAAUGUGAUCCAUCAGUGAGUGAUUAUGAAGAUUGAAAACCCAAACAA